UCUUUGGUGGUGAAAGCCCCUGCCGAGCCGGCGCCAUGCGUGAGUACGCUGAGAAGAAGGAGACAUGUGGCACCAUCUGCCUCAAGUACCUGCUCUUCAUCUUCAACUUCUUUUUUUGGCUGGCUGGUGGGGCUGUGAUGGCAGUGGGCACCUGGACCCUGGCUGAGAAGAGUGACUACAUCAGCCUGCUCUCCUCCAGCACCUACUCAGCCACUGCUUAUAUUCUGGUGGUGGCUGGGGUGGUUGUGAUGGUCACUGGCAUCCUGGGCUGCUGUGCCACCUUCAAGGAGCGUCGCAAUCUGCUGAGAGUGUACUUCAUAUUGCUGCUGUGCAUCUUCCUCCUGGAGAUCAUUGCUGGCAUCCUGGCCUAUAUCUACUACCAGCAGCUGAGCAUGGAGCUGAAGCAGAAUCUGAAGACCACCAUGACCCAGAAGUACAGGAAGGAGGGGGAGGAGAGCGUUACCAGCGCCGUCGACAAGCUGCAGCAGGAGUUCAAGUGCUGUGGGAGCAACAACUACACGGACUGGGCUGACAGCCAGUGGAUCAAAUCUGCAGAGGCCAGUGGGAGGAAAGUCCCAGACAGCUGCUGCAAGACCAUCACCGACCUGUGUGGCCGCAGAGACCACCCCUCCAACAUCUACAAGGAGAGUGGUUGCAUUACCAAGCUGGAGAACUUCAUUCAGGAGCACCUGAAGAUUAUUGGGGCCGUGGGGAUCAGCAUUGCCUGUGUGCAGAUCUUUGGGAUGAUUUUCACCUGCUGCUUGUACAGGAGUCUGAAGGCAGAGCCCUACUAAGAGCUGCAGGAGCUCUGUGGCUGCCCCUCCGCCGCUCCCCUUAGCGCCUGCCCGACUGCCCACUCUCCACCACCACCACCACCACCACAGAACUGUCUGUAACCCGAGGACUUGGCUCUGCUAUUCACUGCCUCUCCUCCCCUGCCCCUCUGGGGGACAGUGCCAGCCUCCUGGUUGUGGGAAGCAGGUCCUCUCCGCUGUCAGUAACCCAAAGAGCUGUGGACCUUCUGCCAGAAGCUUUAGCCCAGCAGUCCCUCGAUGUAACUACCAAGCAGCAUUUAUCCAGGGCCACUUCUCUUGAGCCAAGGUGAAGGGAUCAGGAUGGUAGAAGAAGAGCCAUGAGCAGUGGCUCAGCAGCAGCAGCAGGCCUUUGCUGAGAGGACAGAUGAUGUUUCUGUGCCGAGCUGGAGCCAGAGCUGAGUCUCUCACCCAUGGAAGGUUUCUCUCCCUCUUCCCCACGCGUGCACCGGAAUCCCCACGCAGCAGUUCUCCUCCUGAGAGGUUCCUUGGAGCAGGAGCUUCUCUCCUUGCUGACUGGAAGCACAGCUCAAAUCUUGUCAUGACUCUGAUGGUGCCUUAGGACUUCCCAGCCAUGCUUCCUCCUCUUCCUUGAAGCUUCUUCCCAUCACAGUGCUCUUAGAAGCCAGCAGAGGCCUUUUGCCUCCAGUGAUUCCAGAGCCAGGAUGAUGGAUUGCUUCCUAAUUCUUUUGGUCUGGUCUGUUGAGUGGCUUCCAGCAGGAGAGAGAGGACUUCAGCUUCCUCCUCCCUAUCCCCUGCUGGGGUCUGGUGAAGGUCAGGUCUGUGGAGCUGGUCUAUCUUUGGCCCCUUCGGUUCUGCCUUCUCAGCUCUCCCACACGUUGAGAGAGGAGGCCCUCAGCUUGGUUUGGCUCACUCACACCUCCAGGCUUGUCUCUUCUGGGCAGGAAAUGAAUCUCUGCAGAUGUUUUGUCAGCCUCCAGAGAGCUCAGGAAUCAGCUGAGGGGCUGCAAUGACACCUGGAAGCCCAUUUACUGCUUACUGGUCAGGAGAGUCAGCUUCAAGCAGUUGCCCCAGUGUACUUGGCAAGCUGGGAGUGCUGGCUUAGCUGCUGCAGAGGAAUAGGCUUGAAUUUAACUUUCCCUCUGCUUUGGGAUCCUGGAUACAUGCAGGACACAGACAUCACCACUGCCAUGGACCUGGCACUGUGGUGGUGAUGCCAGCAGGGUCUUGUGUGCCUCCUGGUGUUCCUCUCCCCUUCCUGGUGUGCCUGUUACAGCCCUGGAGCAGAAAGAGCUGUGGGGUUCUGGUGUUCCUGAGCAGUGGACACCAGCCCUUUCCCUUUCAGAAACAAAUUGGAUCCCUCUCCUGGCCUUCUGGUGGUGCCAGCUGAACCCUGUCCCCUGGCAGCAGAGAGCUAACAGGAGCAAAGUCAGCCAGGCCUCUGAAGGGUCUUGCAGCACUGUGUGGGGGGGUUUUAGUUCUUCCAGAGCAGGAAUCUUGGGCUGGUGCUAAAGGGUGACUAAGUGGGAAUUCAGAGCAGGUCAAGCUGGAACUGCCCCCUUCAACAUCAGCCCCAUGAAAUAAUCCUUAACUAAUGCAGAGAGAGAGAGGGAGAGGGGGGUGGAGGAGCCCAUGGGGGGUGUCCUCUGUUCCACAGCAGAGGGAAAGAAAAAUGAUCCAAAGGAGAAAUCCCUGAAUGAUUCCUUGGUUUAUAAUCGAGUUCCUGACACCUAUUGACUACUAACUGUGAGGAAGAAGGGUUGAACACAUGGCUUGAAGCAGGAUUUCCAGGUUCUUAAGCAUAUCUUCAGAGCUGCCUUCACCCCCUGCCCUGCAGAUUCAUCACCCAGGGCUGGGAGAGGCCAGGAAGAAUGAGAUCCCACCAGUGGGCUGCCUUGUGUCCCUUCAGUUGGUUUCUACUGGUGUGGGUUUUUUUUUUUUCAAUGUAAUAAUAUUCAU
Indicator indicator is the source of this 2732-nucleotide messenger RNA. RefSeq names its product CD151 molecule (Raph blood group) (gene CD151). The record is from RefSeq and is a predicted model, not a curated record. The transcript has 8 exons. Gene Ontology annotation, cellular component: membrane. NCBI's taxonomy places the organism in Eukaryota, Metazoa, Chordata, Aves, Piciformes, Indicatoridae. The coding region runs from base 36 to 794 and encodes 252 amino acids.